AUGGAGGUUCUGUACACAGGAAGUACAGAACAGGACAACGACACUGUGUACACAGGAAGUACAGAACAGUACAACGCGGCACUGUACAUAGGAAGUACAGAACAGGACAACGACACUGUGUACACAGGAAGUACAGAACAGUACAACGACACUCUGAACACAAGAAGUACAGAACAGUACAACGAGGCACUUUUCACAGGAAGAAGUACAGAACAGGACAACGACACUGUGUACACAGGAAGUACAGAACAGUACAACGAAACUCUGAACACAAGAAGUACAGAACACUACAACGCGGCACUGUACACUGGAAGUACAGAACAGGACAACGACACUGUGUACGACAACGACACUGUGUACACAGGAAGUACAGAACAGUACAACGACACUCUGAACACAAGAAGUACAGAACAGUACAACGAGGCACUGUACAUAGGAAGUACAGAACAGGACAACGACACUGUGUACACAGGAAGUACAGAACAGUACAACGAAACUCUGAACACAAGAAGUACAGAACACUACAACGCGGCACUCUACACAGGAAGUACAGAACAGGACAACGACACUGUGUACGACAACGACACUGUGUACACAGGAAGUACAGAACAGUACAACGACACUCUGAACACAAGAAGUACAGAACAGUACAACGAGGCACUGUACAUAGGAAGUACAGAACAGUACAACGCGGCACUGUACACAGGAAGUACAGAACAGUACAACGCGGCACUGUACAUAGGAAGUACAGAACAGGACAACGACACUGUGUACACAGGAAGUACAGAACAGUACAACGACACUCUGAACACAAGAAGUACAGAACAGUACAACGAGGCACUGUACACAGGAAGUACAGAACAGUACAACGCGGCACUGUACAUAGGAAGUACAGAACAGGACAACGACACUGUGUACACAGGAAGUACAGAACAGUACAACGACACUCUGAACACAAGAAGUACAGAACAGUACAACGAGGCACUGUACACAGGAAGAAGUACAGAACAGUACAACGAAACUCUGAACACAAGAAGUACAGAACAGUACAACGCGGCACUGUACAUAGGAAGUGCAGAACAGGACAACGACACUGUGUACACAGGAAGUACAGAACAGUACAACGAAACUCUGAACACAAGAAGUACAGAACACUACAACGCGGCACUCUACACAGGAAGUACAGAACAGGACAACGACACUGUGUACGACAACGACACUGUGUACACAGGAAGUACAGAACAGUACAACGACACUCUGAACACAGGAAGUACAGAACAGUACAACGAGGCACUGUACACAGGAAGUACAGAAGAGUAG
Messenger RNA from Haliotis rufescens (red abalone), 1320 nucleotides. RefSeq lists its product as uncharacterized. The transcript has 3 exons. NCBI's taxonomy places the organism in Eukaryota, Metazoa, Mollusca, Gastropoda, Lepetellida, Haliotidae. The record is from RefSeq and is a predicted model, not a curated record. The coding region runs from base 1 to 1320 and encodes 439 amino acids.